This is a messenger RNA of Populus trichocarpa (black cottonwood), 1073 nucleotides long. RefSeq names its product peptidyl-prolyl cis-trans isomerase CYP19-4. The record is from RefSeq and is a predicted model, not a curated record. The transcript has 8 exons. Gene Ontology annotation, molecular function: peptidyl-prolyl cis-trans isomerase activity. Gene Ontology annotation, biological process: protein folding; protein peptidyl-prolyl isomerization. Gene Ontology annotation, cellular component: intracellular membrane-bounded organelle. NCBI's taxonomy places the organism in Eukaryota, Viridiplantae, Streptophyta, Magnoliopsida, Malpighiales, Salicaceae. The coding region runs from base 102 to 797 and encodes 231 amino acids.
ACCAAUUAAUUUGUCUAAAUCAAACAUCGAAACACCUCCGGAUCUCACAGAGGAGUUUGAUUUCAUUGCAUUAGACCAAACUGUUUGGUUGGAGUGGAGAGAUGUCCACCACAACAAGACUGGUGUCCAUCGCUCUUUUAUGGAUUCUUGUUCUCUUUGGAACUCUAGCUUUUAUCCAGAAUCGAUUAAGCGAUGCUGCGGUCUCAUCAGAUCCUAAACUUGUUAAUAACGAACUCGGUCAGGAAAACAAGUCAGAGGGGGAUUUGGAUUUGGAAGGAGUUACUCACAGAGUUUACUUCGAUGUUGAGAUUGCUGGAAAACCCAUGGGUCGUGUUGUUAUGGGCCUCUUUGGAAAAACAGUUCCUAAGACCGCAGAAAACUUUCGAGCACUUUGCACGGGAGAGAAAGGAAUGGGAAAGAGUGGGAAGCCUCUCCAUUUCAAAGGGAGUACGUUCCAUAGGAUUAUUCCCAGCUUUAUGAUCCAGGGUGGUGAUUUUACUCAAGGUGAUGGACGAGGUGGAGAGUCGAUCUAUGGUGAGAAGUUUGCCGAUGAGAACUUCAAGCUGAAGCACACUGGACCUGGAAUGCUGUCAAUGGCAAAUGCAGGACCAGACACCAAUGGAUCACAAUUUUUCAUCACCACUGUAGUGACUAGCUGGUUGGAUGGCCACCAUGUUGUGUUUGGCAAGGUGCUUUCUGGCAUGGAUAUUAUAUACAAGAUUGAAGCUGAAGGCAAACAGAAUGGAGUGCCCAGACAUAAAGUUGUGGUUUUAGACUCUGGUGAAAUGCCUUUGUGACUUGCCCUCGUUGCAGUUGAUCAGUUCUCUUGUUCCCCUAUGCAAACUCAUCAAUGGUGAUAGAUUUUGUACUCCUGUUAUGUCUUAAUUAAUUUCAAGUUUGUGUGUUUUAAAGCUUACACGUUCACGGUUUUAUUGUCACCGUGAGCACAUUGAUGUGUUUAGGCGAUUAACAUUAAGGUUACAGCACUAAUAUUAUGUCUCCGUGGGUUUACGAGUUCUGCCUUGGAUGGUCGGACAUCAUUUAUAAGACAUGUUGAAGAGUUCCCUUUGUCA